Molecule: messenger RNA, 435 nt
Organism: Ectocarpus siliculosus
Lineage: Eukaryota; Phaeophyceae; Ectocarpales; Ectocarpaceae
Source: the annotation of a GenBank genome assembly
AUGACCCCCCUCACCACCAACAGGGCCGGCAAGAGCUUUGCAGGUGAUUGUGCAGUGGCCCGCAAGCAGGUGGUGGACACUCGAAGGAUGACCAUCACGAUGAAGGUAACGGAGGACUCGUCGAAAAGCGGCAUCUGCUUUGUUGCCCCAUCGCUCACCGGGUACGUCCACAACGGGGAAGAUGAUGGGGAUGCUCACCGAGUAUGCGUCAAGCUCCUGGACGCAUUUUCCGGUACAUUAGAGAGCGAUGAGACGGGUCCAGUUCCACUUUUUCCUACUGACACGGCCAGUGGUUGGAGAUGCUGCGGCAAUCCACGUAAGGGAGCACCGCUCUGUCGGAGGCGAUCAUGGCAGCCCAGGCGACCGAACACGCCUGCUUUGCCAUCCCCAGUCAUCUCCUUGACCAGACGUGGGCAACGCGGAAUCCUGUGCUAG